AUGAAACUUUUAGCAGUACUCAUAGCCGACGAUCCCGUGGAAGAAGUCGAGGUGGCUGCGGUUCGCUGCCAGCCUGAGCGCAUCGAAGACCUCUGCCGGAGCACCAAGUUCACGCGCCAGGAGCUCAAGUUCAUGUACCAGGGCUUCAAGCAGGUUUGUCCAACAGGUCUGGUCCACGAGAACACCUUCCGAGAUAUCUACGCACAAUUUUUCCCCCAGGGACAUGUAAGCCAGUACGCGCACUACCUUUUCCAGGCGUUCGACCAGGACCAUAACGGUACAAUAACCUUCCAGGACUUUGUGGUUGGCCUGUCGGCGCUCUCCCGCGGUGCCCCCGUGGACAAGCUCCGCUGGGCGUUUCAGCUUUACGACCUGAACAAGGACGGCAUCAUCUCGAGGGACGAGAUGCUCGACAUCAUCGUGUCCAUCCACAGCCUAGUCGGAAACAGCGGCUCGGCUUCCGGGGGAGACGACGAUGACCCCGACUCGGUCCGGGAUCACGCCAACAGGGUCUUCCAGAAACUUGACCUCAACCAGGACGGAGUGGUGACAUUCGACGAAUUCAUUGAAACGUGUUUGAAGGAUGAAAACGUCAUGAAGUCCUUGGCUAUCCUUGACACGGUGCUAUGAUCAUCCGGCGCCUCGCUGCCAUCAUGAACAACUGAAAUGCCAUCCUUGAAUCCCUGAAUUCAUCGGUCCUGCAGCGACAUCAUUCUAAGGCACCUCUGCUUCUCCAAGUCGCUUUUACGUCUCGGCGCCAUCCUCGAGUUCGUCAGACCUUGGGACUUCAUUCAGCAAGUCAGUCGGUGGCGCCGAUAGCACAUCAUGACGAUGUCUAGACCUAGAAAAGGCGUCGAAGUCUAGCGACCCUAUCGUGUCUGGUAACACAUAUAGCUUCCACGUGAAGCCUAAGCACAGGCACCAGUGUAAGGAUCUACAUGAAACAACGUCUCAGGUCAAGGUCAGAGUCCGCGUACUCUAGACCACUGUUGGACUAAAAGAUAGGCGUACCUCAAUGACUCGCCAGUGCAGAUGGACGCUAACACUAGUUGGAAAAGAAUUCUAUCAAAACAAGGCAUCGUCAGGUUCGCGCGCAUCUACUGUUACAUGUGGCCUACAAAUCUUUCCUGAUGGAUGGCUCAUGAAAUGCAAAGCUAUGGUCUAUCGUAAACGUGACACGAGAUCAUCGGUUUGUGGCGAGCCGAAUCUUGGUGUCUGAAAAACUAGCUACGUUUUCAGAAGUAGUUCACACGAUGCAGGCUGCUCCUCAUUGGCAGAUAGAUCUGAGAUGUCAGAUGCAUCUGCGUUGACGUGUUCUGCUCCAGUUGAAGGAAGACU
This is a messenger RNA of Ixodes scapularis (black-legged tick), 1338 nucleotides long. Its product is annotated as calsenilin. Lineage: Eukaryota; Metazoa; Arthropoda; Arachnida; Ixodida; Ixodidae. The record is from RefSeq and is a predicted model, not a curated record. The transcript has 8 exons. Bases 1 to 630 code for a protein of 209 amino acids. Gene Ontology annotation, molecular function: calcium ion binding.